Trifolium pratense (red clover) is the source of this 759-nucleotide messenger RNA. RefSeq lists its product as uncharacterized. The coding region runs from base 1 to 759 and encodes 252 amino acids. The transcript has 2 exons. NCBI's taxonomy places the organism in Eukaryota, Viridiplantae, Streptophyta, Magnoliopsida, Fabales, Fabaceae. The record is from RefSeq and is a predicted model, not a curated record.
AUGGACAAAAACGUUUCUAACAACUCAGCUACAACCAACAACAACCCAUCACCACCCAAUACCCCGCCACACACCCCCAAUGAAACAAACCCUAGGCCUAACGUCGAGGGUUUGGAAACAAUUGCCAAAACCUCUGAAGAGGUUUUGGCAGAAUUGAACAUCGUCAGUGAUGAGGAGAUCAGUAAUGAAAAUGGUGAUGGUGGCGCUAACGAAGAUGGUGGGGCUGAAGGUGUUGUUCCUAGGGUUAUGGUUUGUGCUUUGACUGCGAAUGUUUCGAAUACGUCUGUGGUCGAGCAAGUUGGUGGAGAUGGUCAUGUCCAACCUUUUAAGAAGAGAAAGUACAAUUCAAUUAGAGACCCUCCGGCUGGAAAACCUACUUGUCCGGAAUGUAAGAGGGAGUUUGCAUCAUGGAGGGCUGCUUUCGGGCAUAUGCGCAAGCAUCCCGAGCGUCCGCACCGUGGAUUCUUUCCUCCUCCUACUUUUACCCCUACUGCACCAGUGGCUGGGAUCCAUGAUGGUCGUCCUAAGAAGGUGGAUGACCGAAUGUUAACACGGGUUCGAGAACUUGUGAUUGAUCUAAAUAGAUCUAUAGGAGUGUCAGCCGAGUCCUCUGGCGCUGGUGGCAGUGGUGGGAGAGGGAGAGAUGAAGAAGCACCUGUCCCGACGCAUGAAAAUGAAGAGGGCAGUAGAAAAAAUGUGUUUGACUUGAAUGAAUUGCCGCCCAGUGAUGAUGAUGAUGAGGAACCUGAAGAUAAAUGA